This is a messenger RNA of Salvelinus sp. IW2-2015, 920 nucleotides long. The record is from RefSeq and is a predicted model, not a curated record. Lineage: Eukaryota; Metazoa; Chordata; Actinopteri; Salmoniformes; Salmonidae.
GUGUGUGUGUGUAUGUUAUCUCUAGUAAGAUAAUACCGCCCCCCCUCGCACAAAGGUUGUUUGUUCAGUGCUCUAGCUGCCCUGUUUUUGUCCUUGCUACUUAUCUCUGUAAUAUUUGCCAUCAUCCCCCUUCUSCCAUAAUAUGCUGCUGUUGGAUAUCGCCAUGGCUGUGUCCGGUCUGGCUAUGUGCAUCAUUGACACCAAUGCCAAAAUCCAGGUUGUCGCCAUCUAUCAGACGGACUCAGCUGUCUUUCGCCAGGCCCUACACUUCUUCAUUGGGUUUGGGGCACUGGUGAGCCCUCUGAUUGUGGAUCCCUUCCUGUCCAGGACAGGCUGCAGGAUGGGGAACAUGACAGAGAAUGUGAUAGAGAUCACGGACCACUUUAGGAACAUACUGAAUGGUCCUGUUCAUGACCGAUUGCCUUGUUCUGUUAAAACUAUGCAGCCUGCUCCAUAUUAGUGUAUGUAUAAAGCAAUGGAUUAAUCUGUGGACUUCCACGUUCUAUUCCCAGGGUGCAUAUGCAGGCUUUGUGUACACAUACGCAGUGUCUCCGGUCCCCCAUGUCUCUACCAAAGAAGACCGCGGGAUACCUGGCUAGUACAAGCAUUUUGCUACACCUGCAAUAACAUCUGCUAAACAUGUGUAUGUGACCAAUAACAUUAGAUUUGAUUUAGUAUCUCAUGGGCAGCCAUCACUGCAGGAUGUCUGGUGUCCAUCCCUCUCACUGUGCGCUUCCAGCCCAUUUGACUGCUCAUGAUCAAUCUGGUAAUGCAAAUGAUAUAUAGAACACUUUAUUGAUCACCAAGGGAAAUGUAUUAACAUUAAUUGAGGGAUGUAAUUAGAACUUCAUUAUAUUUUCAUUACAAUACAUUUUAAUAAUGGAACACGAGUCACUUUAAUAAUGUUUAAAUAAUGUUUA